UGUAUUUUAAGAUUAUCAAUUCUACCAUUGGAUCAGGCCUAAGGGUAACCAGAGCCAAGCCCAGCCCGCCAGAGAUCAGAUCAGCACCUGAAAGUUCCACCAGCCGCUCGUAUUUCCGCUUGCUCCACUCCGGCCACAGGAUUCUGCGACUCGAAGUAGCUCUCUCUCGAAAAUGGCAUUAACAGAUGUCGCAGUUCAAGUGCUUAUUCUCAUAUUUGCCGUCGCCAUGUUCGUAGCCAUCCAAUAUUUCCCCAAACAAGCCCUAAGUAAGCUCCGCACCAAGAACAGAGCUUCCCUGCAGUCCAAUCGCCACUUCAUUCAAGGUACUCAAUUUUUAGCUCGAGCUAAAUCCACAUCUCAAAAAUCUCAAUCUCAAACCCUAGCCAAAAACGCACUCCUUGAAGCCGAAACCGCUAUCUCACUGUCUCCCAGAGACCCCGCUCCUCUACUUCUCAAGGCACUAGCUCUCGAUCUCAUGGGUCACAAAGCAUCUGCCCUAAAAACUAUCGAAUCGGCGCUGUCGUCACCGCGCGUGAAGUCGCUAGAGGGAAGAGAGCGUGGAGAUGCGUUGGUCAAGAUGGCCGAGUUGAAGAUGGCUGUGAAUCGGAGACGGCGAGUUGACUCGGCUAUUGAAGAUUUAAAGGAAGCUGUGAAUCUGAGCGGACAAGGAGAAAGAGCUCAUUGUUUGUUGGGCCAAUGUUACGAGUGGAAAGGAAUGAGGGAAGAUGCCAAAUGGGCUUUUGAGGAGGCCCUGAGGGUCCAACCAGGGUCCGUCGAGGCUCGCAAAGGCUUAGACCGGUUGGGCUCGCAUUGAUGUACUUGUUCAGUAACACUUUAUCAUGUACCAUUAUGUCUAGCAACUCUUUUGGUAAAAUCUUUAGCUUUCUAUCUUAUUGAAAUUGAUCAAA
Molecule: messenger RNA, 908 nt
Organism: Manihot esculenta (cassava)
Lineage: Eukaryota; Viridiplantae; Streptophyta; Magnoliopsida; Malpighiales; Euphorbiaceae
Exons: 1
Coding region: 173-814 (213 amino acids)
Molecular function (GO): protein binding
Source: RefSeq, a predicted model, not a curated record